Molecule: messenger RNA, 1359 nt
Organism: Naegleria lovaniensis
Lineage: Eukaryota; Heterolobosea; Eutetramitea; Acrasida; Naegleriidae
Exons: 1
Coding region: 1-1359 (452 amino acids)
Source: RefSeq, a predicted model, not a curated record
AUGGCAUCUGGGUAUCCAACUCAAGGAAAACAACCAUCACCACCAAUUAAUGCAGCACGAAUUCUACCGCAUGACGAAGACACAAAUGAUAGAGUGAUGAUGUUACCAUCAUUGUCCCAUCAAGAAAACAUUACACUUCCUAGCAUUCACUCAUUGUUGAGCAAUCAGCAAGAUGACCAUGUUGAAACGCAUCGUGAAACAUGUGAUACUUUUAGUAGUAAUAGUAGCAGGAGCGCAUGCAACAUGACCCUCUAUUCUGAUCCAUUAUUGAAUCCUCUCCCACUGUCAUCAAUGAAACCAUCUCAAAUGUUGUUAGAAACAAGUCCUUCAAUAAGCUCGUCUCCAUUCAUUUCCAUGUCACCGUCGAGUGGUAGUACAGCUUUACCAUACAGAUUGAGUGAAAAACCACAUGUGCAUGCAAAUGAACCACAAAAUAUGUCAUUAGCAAGUACUUGUUCGAAUCCUUCUUCUCCAUACACUGUUUCCUUUUCUCUACCGACUCUAACUGCACCUUCCCUUCAACGAAGAACACCUUCACCACCAAUGUCCAGAAAUUCGCCUUCUAUGGUAAUUAAGCACAGCAACCACAAUGACUUAUCUUGGCAGCAGCAACAAGUGCUCACAACAACGCCUGGACACUACAAUUUCUCCAAAUAUUGCCAAAAUCUGACACUUGACAAUCCUAGUAGUAGUAGUAAUAACAUUUCCCGUGACAUCCUUCAACAUCAGUCACAAUCAACACCGCAACCAUAUGAAAACACAUCUAGUGAAGAAAUAGGAAAAAUCGAAAGAGGUAUCAAAUCAAUCCCAAAACGAAAGACAAAACCAGAACAACGAGCAAAACUGGAAAAUCAAGAGAAAACACCAACCCCAUCAUCGACGACUCUUAAUUUCGUAAACAAUUUCGUGUCAAUAACCCCCAGUGACAACAACAUGAUUCUGACAUCGAGUGACCUUCAGGAAGCACCUUCUCAUCAAUCUGUUCAGUUUUCAAUGCAUUCUCCACGUUCAUCCAAGUCAAAAAGGCAAGGCAAAAAAACGAAAUUGCAAUCUGACAGUACGUCAAAUCAAACAGCAUCAUCCUCAGAUGAGGCCACUCAAAAAGCGUCACCCAAUGAAGCAGCAAGCUCUAAGCCAGCAGCUGUUGAUGGAUUGUUUAUGGAAUUUGUGGGCGUGCAGAAUCCAAAAAAACGAAAAGAAUAUCGAGAUAUUAUAAGCUAUAAGGAUGAAUUCUUUACGGACUCGUACAAUAACAAUACAACACAGAAACGUUUAAGGGAAUCCAGUUCGAAAUAUCGAUCGAAGCAACCUCUGAAUACAGACCAAUCAAAAAAACACUCCAAUAAAGAGAAGGAAUGA